Scomber scombrus (Atlantic mackerel) is the source of this 1185-nucleotide messenger RNA. It is a transcript of the gene ccdc86, whose product is annotated as coiled-coil domain containing 86. Bases 61 to 933 code for a protein of 290 amino acids. NCBI's taxonomy places the organism in Eukaryota, Metazoa, Chordata, Actinopteri, Scombriformes, Scombridae. The transcript is spliced from 4 exons. Gene Ontology annotation, cellular component: nucleolus. The record is from RefSeq and is a predicted model, not a curated record.
GCUGCUGCUGCUGGUCACACGUGGGUCCAGAAGUUUAUCAAUGUGGUGUAAUUAGAAACCAUGUCCAAGAGGGAUAAAGCUAUGGCAGAUAAAGAUGUCGCUUCUGAAGAAGGACACGGAGAAGAGGAGAUUGAGGAUCCACCGCCGGAGACCAGGCGGACCCGCAGCGGCCGCAGGGUGCGCACUCCGGCCGCAUUGCUCGACUCUGAAGCUCCGGUGAGGACUCCCAGCCGGAGGACCAGGAGGUCCGUCAUCCAGGAGGUGCCGGCGGCGGAGGAGCUAGCGGCGGAGGAGCUAGUGCUGACACCGGUGGAGGAGAAGCCCAGCGUGUGUGCUGAGCCGGAGCCGGAGCCAGAUCCAGUCAGCUCGGCUCCAGCAGACACAGACAGAGCCGGUGGGGUUACCGGGAACGGAGACGGUCAUGUAUCAGAGCCUGUAGCUCCAGAAACGGCGCCCGCGAGUUCAGAGAGCGAACCACCAUCACACAAGAAGCCUCGCCUGGGUCCAAAACCAAAUCCAGUUGUUCCGCUCGGGAAACCCAAAUCAGGGAGAGUGUGGAAGGACCGCAGCAAGCAAAGAUUUUCUGCGGUAGUAAGAGAUAAAUCGGUGUGCUCUUCAUGGGAAAAGAAGAUGGAGGCCAAGCGCGAGAAAGACCUGGUGAAACAGUAUUGUUUGCAGCUUAAAGACGAGAAAGCCAAACAGAAAGAGGACAAGAGGAAAAGGAGAGAAGACAACUUGAAACGACGUGCGGAGAACGAACGCAAAUCAGAGAUUGUGCAAGUGAUCCGUAACACAGCCAAGAUCAAGAGGAUGAAGAAGAAACAACUGAGGAAGAUCGAGAAGAGAGACACUCUGGCCCUGCUGCAGAAGUCUCAGAAGCAGAGAGUAAAAGCCAAAGUGCAAAAAACCAACACGGCCAACAUUUCACCUUAAGACUGAUACUAAAAAUGGAUCUGCUCAGUGCUUUGUUUGCAUGUUGUGACUUCAGAGAUGUAAAACACAACAAGCAAAACAUGAAGGACUAGUUUAUCAUAGAGGAUUUAUCUACAAAAGAACCCAACCCAAUUAAAUGUUUUAAUAAAGGAGUGUUAACAGUAAAGUGACUGUGCCAAUUGUGUCAUCAUCAGUAAUUAUUAAGAUUAUUAAGAUUCGUACAGGAUUUUCUAUUGAAUAAAAAUAUCUGCU